Molecule: messenger RNA, 444 nt
Organism: Parnassius apollo (apollo)
Lineage: Eukaryota; Metazoa; Arthropoda; Insecta; Lepidoptera; Papilionidae
Source: the annotation of a GenBank genome assembly
AUGAAAAUAUCCUGGGUAAAGGAUAAUCCUUCAAUCCUACGCAUUGCAUUAGCAUUUCCCAGGGUCAUCAGCGUAUAUGACGUAAAUACUUUACAAAUUCUGGAUGAUCAAUGGCGCAAAUUACCACUUGCAAAAAAUACCAGAAGAAAUAAAACUGAAAAGAAAGUAAAUGUAUUUUGGGUUAAACUAAGUAAAUGGAGUGAUUUGAAAGAAAACCAGCCAUACAGCGAUAUUGCCCAAUUCGUAUUGGAUUGUCUAAUGUUUCCACAUGCAAACGCAGAUUGCGAACGAAUAUUUAGCAAGAUCAACCUUCCCAAUUCAAGGACUCGGAAUAGACUAGUAACACGAACUGUAGAUGCAAUCUUACUUUCAUGCGAUGUAAUAAAGCGUAAUAAAAGGGACAACUGCACCAAUUCAGAACAGACAGAAGAAAUGUUACCAUGA